Molecule: messenger RNA, 1212 nt
Organism: Chaetomium globosum CBS 148.51
Lineage: Eukaryota; Fungi; Ascomycota; Sordariomycetes; Sordariales; Chaetomiaceae
Exons: 2
Coding region: 1-1212 (403 amino acids)
Cellular component (GO): outer membrane
Source: RefSeq, a predicted model, not a curated record
AUGACACAAUACGAUAACAACAACUACUCCCAAGGCGGCUACCAGGGGGGAGGUUAUCCCCAGGGGAACCCCCCGCCGUAUAACCAAAACCAAGGUUAUAACCAAAACCAGGGUUAUGGUAACCAAGGUCAAGGUUAUGGUAACCAAGGUCAAGGUUAUAACCAAGGCCAAGGGGAGGCAGCUUCCUACUACGCCGGAGCGCCCCAGCACCAGCAGCAGCAAGGUUACGGACAGCAAGGAUACGGCCAGAAUCAGCAGCACCACCAGCGGGACUCCAACAACGGCCCUCAGGAAGAUGGCCCGGCCGGUGAACGCGGCAUGUUGGGUGCCCUGGGCGGUGGUAUCGCCGGCGCCGUGGGAGGCAACAAGAUCGGCGGCAAGGCGACUGGCCACAGCAAGACGAGUACCGUGAUCGGUGCCUUGGCUGGUGCCUUUGCCGGACACAAGCUGCAGGACGGCGUGUCCGACUGGAAGGACAACCGGGACGAAGAGAAGGAGAAGAAGAAGAAGGAAGAGGAAGAAGAAAAGCGGAGGGAAGAAGAGAGGAAGCGCAGGGAGGCAGACGAGAAGAGGCGCAGAGAGGAGGAGAAGAAGAACGAGCACCACCGGCCUCAGCACCACGAAGGACGGAAUCACUCCCCUCCCCGCCAUGAACACCACAACCAGUCUCGUGAUCGCGGUGUCAGCUACGCCGGCAACUUCAGCAGCUCCGCACGCGACACCCGCCUUGACGCCCACGGCGAGUACAUGCUGCACGCCUCGUGCAAGCGCCUGGACGGCUCCUACCAAAGCACCAGCAUCAGCCUGAACAAGAUCAUCGAGAACGACCGGGGCAGCUUCCGCUGGUCUUCAGGCGGCCGGAGCAGCGGCGGCGGCGGGCCAUCAAGCUACACCGUCCAACCCGGCGACACCCUGCGUAACAUUGCCGCCAAGUACAACACCUCGUUCGAGGAGAUCGCGCGCAUCAACAACAUCCCCAACCCCGAUCUGAUCCACCCCGGGACCAACCUCCAGAUUCCCGGCUCUGGCGGCAACAACAACAACAGCGGCGGUGGUGGUAACUUCGGGGCCUCGGCACGGGACGUGCGCCUUGCCGAUGGCGGCCGCAGGCUCGAGGGCGAGCUGCUCCGUGACGGAAAAUGGGUCGGCAGUUCCAUCAUCCUCGACGAGAGGCUGUCAAACAACAACGGCACACUGCAGUAUAUCGAGUAG